This is a messenger RNA of Fusarium vanettenii 77-13-4, 798 nucleotides long. RefSeq lists its product as uncharacterized. The record is from RefSeq and is a predicted model, not a curated record. The transcript is spliced from 3 exons. The coding region runs from base 1 to 798 and encodes 265 amino acids. NCBI's taxonomy places the organism in Eukaryota, Fungi, Ascomycota, Sordariomycetes, Hypocreales, Nectriaceae.
AUGAGCAGUCCACCGUCUUCUCCCUUGAUGGAUCCCGUCGCCAUCAGUGAGGAUCUCACACCGCUGCCGACCCUCAAGGAGAUCGGCGUCGCACAGGUUGACUUCGAUGGCGUCCUUUCUCAAUCGCUCAAGCUGCGUGAAGAUGUUCGGUCAGGGUGCGGUGGGCAAACGUGGCCUGCGGGUAUGCUUCUAGGCAAGCACAUGUUGCGGUAUCAUAGAGACCGUCUCAACAACGCGCGGAUAUUGGAACUCGGAGCCGGAGGUGGCCUCGUCGGCCUCGCCGUCGCCCUCGAGUGCGAUCUUCAAAAUCCUUUGCUAUUAACGGAUCAAACCGAGAUGUUUGAGCUUAUGCAACACAACAUCAAGCUUAAUGGUCUGCAAAGCAAGGCGAAAGCCAUGGUGCUCAACUGGGGCGAGCCUUUACCCGCAACUGUGCUGGAGCAAAAACCAGACGUGAUCUUGGCAGGUGAAUGUGUUUAUUUUGAGCCAGCAUUCCCUCUUCUGAUGUCAACACUCAAGACGCUCUUGGAGUUGAACCCAUCAGCUGUUGUGUACUUUUGCUUCAAGAAGCGGAGAAGGGCUGACAUGAACUUUGUCAAGAUGGCUAAGAAGGCUUUCAAAGUUGAGGAGAUAUUUGACGAGGAGCGGCCGGUAUUCCAGCGCCAGGGCCUGUUCCUCUUCUCGUUUACUCGCCGCACAGGUCAGCAGCAAGGUCAGCAAAAGGCAGCCAGCAAGAGCCAGGGCGAAACCCGAUUGGCGAUGAAUGGCGACAGUCAAGCCAAGGACGUUUCGUCUUAA